UAAUUUACCAUCCUCCCCCUAGAAUCUUAACAUCCCAAAUUGUAAACCAAGCUUUCAACCUGACCGGGUGCAAAACCGCAAACGGUACUGGCGAAGAGAGAAGAAUCUGGUUUUGUCUCAUUAUCAUCCAAUUGAUCAUCCCCCAAUUCUUCUCUUGAUCCUAUGCGUUUUGUCCCUCCUCGUUAAAUCUCCCAUAAUAACCUGAGUGAUCUCAUUCUUUCUCUCUCUAGCUCAAUCAGUUGGUCUACUUCUCAAUUUCAUCUCGAUCUGCUUCGCCUAAUUCAGAGAAUUUCUCCAAGAUGUACGGAUUCGAAGCUAUGACUUUCAACAUCCAUGGCGGUUAUUUGGAAGCCAUUGUUAGAGGUUACAGGUCUGGAUUGUUGACUGCUGCUGAUUACAACAAUUUGUGUCAGUGUGAGACACUCGAUGAUAUUAAAAUGCAUCUAUCUGCUACUGACUACGGUCCUUACCUCCAGAACGAACCUUCUCCUUUGCACACAACUACGCUUGUCGAGAAAUGCACUCUGAAGCUGGUUGAUGAAUAUAAGCAUAUGAUGUGCCAGGCAACAGAACCCUUGUCAACUUUCUUAGAGUACAUCACGUAUGGUCACAUGAUUGAUAAUGUUGUUCUGAUUGUGACCGGAACUUUGCAUGAGAGGGAUGUUCAAGAGCUGUUGGAGAAAUGUCAUCCCUUAGGGAUGUUUGAUAGUAUUGCUACCCUUGCUGUUGCUCAGAAUAUGAGGGAUUUAUAUAGAUUGGUGCUUGUUGAUACUCCCUUGGCCCGAUACUUCUCCGAGUGUAUCACAUCCGAGGACUUGGAUGAUAUGAACAUUGAGAUUAUGAGAAACACCCUUUACAAAGCAUAUCUUGAGGAUUUCUAUCGAUUCUGUCAGAAGCUUGGUGGGGCUACUGCAGAGAUUAUGUCGGAUCUUCUUGCCUUUGAGGCUGAUAGAAGAGCUGUCAAUAUUACAAUUAAUAGCAUUGGAACUGAACUUACAAGGGAAGACCGUAAGAAGUUGUACUCAAACUUUGGGCUCUUGUAUCCUUAUGGACAUGAAGAGCUUGCUCUUUCUGAGGAUGUAGAUCAGGUUCGUGGUGUUAUGGAAAAAUACCCACCAUAUCAGUCAAUAUUCUCCAAGAUGUCUUAUGGAGAAAGCCAGAUGCUGGACAAGGCGUUUUAUGAAGAGGAGGUCAAGAGAUUAUGCUUAUCAUUUGAACAACAGUUCCAUUAUGCUGUGUUCUUUGCUUACAUGAGGUUGAGGGAGCAGGAAAUUAGGAAUCUGAUGUGGAUUUCCGAAUGCGUUGCACAAAACCAAAAGUCUAGAGUUCACGACAGUGUUGUCUUCAUAUUCUUGUAGUCUUCGUACAAGUUGCCUUCUGAGCAAAUAUGAAAAACCUUGUGUGAUUUUCAGGAAUUGCAGGAGUAAAUUCCAUGUUGAUUGCGCCUUUGUACAUCUAAUCUAAAUUAUGUACGUUGUAGAAAUCAAUUGCAAACAUUAUUUAUACUGUACAAGGUGGAAUAAAGCUUUGGUGUGAUUACUUCAUUCAAAAGGUCACCUGGAUUCCAUUCUGCUGGGGAGCCAGACAUUAUAUGUCCGUUUUGUGUUAAACUCGACUGAAUUCUGACAUAUUAUAAGUCAAAUUUUGAACUGCUUCAUUCAUUGCUGUGGAAUUGCCCUAUUUACUCUAAUAUUUAUACCUUGUGUUAUAUUUAC
Molecule: messenger RNA, 1715 nt
Organism: Amaranthus tricolor (Joseph's coat)
Lineage: Eukaryota; Viridiplantae; Streptophyta; Magnoliopsida; Caryophyllales; Amaranthaceae
Product: V-type proton ATPase subunit d2
Exons: 10
Coding region: 300-1358 (352 amino acids)
Biological process (GO): vacuolar acidification; proton transmembrane transport; vacuolar transport
Cellular component (GO): vacuolar proton-transporting V-type ATPase complex; proton-transporting V-type ATPase, V0 domain
Molecular function (GO): proton-transporting ATPase activity, rotational mechanism
Source: RefSeq, a predicted model, not a curated record